Molecule: messenger RNA, 1569 nt
Organism: Racocetra persica
Lineage: Eukaryota; Fungi; Glomeromycota; Glomeromycetes; Diversisporales; Gigasporaceae
Source: the annotation of a GenBank genome assembly
AUGUCCUCGUAUAGACUUCAUGUCGCACAUUUUUUAAGAAAAAAAAAGAUUAUUACUAUUAUUAAUGGCGAAGAGUUUAACAUAGAAUUAGACGAAUUUUAUAGUUUACAAGAAUUGCGAAAAAUACUGGUUUCAAAUAAAGGUAUUUUAAUAGAUUGGAGAAAUGCACACUUUAUAGAUACAGCCAAAGAGAAAAUAUCUCAUGACAGAGAAGAUCUUUAUAAGGCUAAGGAUAUUUUAGUUCAAGAUGACGAUUAUUAUGCUUUAUAUAUAGAGGUAAACGCACCAAUUCCGAACAUGCCAGAAAUUAUAAAAAAAUUUAAGAUAGAUAAAGGGUAUAUAUUGGAUAAUGGCACUAUUGUUGCGGCAAAUAAGCAAGCAUUUUAUAUAGACGACAUUUCUAUUAAUGUUAAAGACACGUAUAAUCCAAGUGACGAAGUAGAAGGCAGCAAAGUAAUUUCAUCAAAUGAAUGCAAACUAUAUUAUGCUGAAAAAGCCGCUAUUCUAUUAUCACAUGAAAAUUUGAAAUUAACAAAAGAAUAUUAUUAUGCCAUCAAGAAUAUAAUCUGUCAAAAACAUUGGAGCGACACAGAAAAAAUAGAUGCUUUAAAUAAAAUUGGUGAAGAUUACGGUUUUUUCUGGCCUAGAGAAAUCAUGCUUGACGGUAAAAUUAUGCAAUUUAUCGAUUCUAAAUCACAACUUCAACAUAGAGUACUUGGUGGUGAUAUUCUAAUGUCAGAAAAUAAAAAAGAUUGGCUACAGCAUUUAAAACCUUACAAAAAUUGGGAGAUUAUUGGAUAUAAUAAUAGAAUUUCACUUUAUGAAUUGCUUGAUGAAAAUCUACAGCGUGAAAUAAAAAGGCUGUUUGGAAUGAAAGUGUAUCAUUUAGAUGCGUUAUCUAUUAAUAAAACUAUACCAGUAACCGGGUUAUAUUAUCGUAUUCCUAAGCCACCAAAGAUUACCUCGUUUGGGGACCAUAAAAUAUUUGCAUCCAUAAUAAAUAAAACAAGUAGUGUAUUUGCGAUCCGUGUCGAUUAUCCAGAUCCAGAGAAACCGCAUUUUGUAAUUCAUCGUAUUGAUGCAGGAAAUGAAGAUUCAUCACCAGUCAAUCUUUUGAUACCGUGGAUGAUUAUUGGAUUUAUAGAUAAAUUCCCGACUGAAUCAUAUUCUAUUAGUUAUCCUCGUAUCGAUCUUUGCACUUAUGAUUAUGAUUAUCAUGAUAGUAUUAAAAAUAUUUUCGAGGAUGAUGAUUAUGAUUAUCAUGAUAGUAUUAAAAAUAAUAUCGAGGAUGAUUAUGAUUAUGAUCCUAAAUCUAACAUUACAAGGAUAAAAAAAAAUAUCAAGACCGAUAAUUCUUACGAUAAUUAUAACAAUAAUGGCGAUAAUUUUACCGUUUAUUGUAAUAACAAUAAUUGUAGCGUUUAUUAUAAUUAUAGUUAUAGUGAUAUAAAUAGUUAUAAUGAUAAUUAUCGUGAUACAGAUAAUUAUAGUGAUGGUAUUGAUAUCGAUUACAAGGAUAAAGAUUUUUCCGAGCAUGUUUCUAAAUUUGAUCGUUGCAAAGAUAAAAUA